AUGAAGGCAAUCCAAGCUACCCCGAUCUUCUACUUCUUCCUUGGGCUACUUCUGACCGUAUCCUCUCGCGCACAAGAGCCCAUUGCCGACAGCGACAGGAGCUCCGUGGGAACUGGCCAAAUCUGCAAAUACAACCAAAUAUCAUCCAUGAACGUCCAAUUCUGCCAGUGCGACCAACUCAAAAGACCAGAAUGCCGGCACUGCGAUCUCAACAAUUGCAAAACAAAAAGCCACACUCACAGCGGGCUCACAUAUUGUGGCUUAGGCUGUAUCGACGACAACAGCGAAUGUGAUGCCUGCUACCUAUGGUUUCAAAAGCUAUGCCUCUGCUUGCAACACGGCUGUCCAACCCGAAAGGCGAGCUCGGGAAACUUCGACUGGGUCUUGAUGGACGACAACUUAAUUACGGCGACGCAGCUGAUUCCUGGUAUCCGAGAGCUGUAUGUCGAGGAUCCUUGGACAUGGGGUCAGCAGCUUUGGAAGCCGGGUAAGGGUGCCUUAGCCAUCAAUUCGGUGCGCACGCGUAGUCAGGAGCAGAUCCAUAUGCAUAUUUGCCGCGCUCAUGACGAAACGCAAAAAUUUUUGGGUCAAUUGGAUUUUACGCAAUAUCUGAAGGCCAUGACGGAAGUAACAGAGAAGAAGUGGAUGUGUCAGGCUGGUGAGACGGGUGCCACCUCUAUGGAUGGUAUCGUGGCUAAAGUUCAGGGCCAAUUGGCUAAUGACCGGUGGUGUCCUAAUUUUAUCGGGGCUGCUAUGAUUGCAGACUCAAAAGGUCGGAUUUGGGCGUGUGUGACGACUGAAGAAAGUGAGACUACCGAGUUCAGCUUUUGUUACUAA
This is a messenger RNA of Penicillium subrubescens, 837 nucleotides long. RefSeq lists its product as uncharacterized. The transcript has a single exon. The record is from RefSeq and is a predicted model, not a curated record. The coding region runs from base 1 to 837 and encodes 278 amino acids. NCBI's taxonomy places the organism in Eukaryota, Fungi, Ascomycota, Eurotiomycetes, Eurotiales, Aspergillaceae.